This is a messenger RNA of Salvia splendens (bonfire salvia), 888 nucleotides long. RefSeq names its product pentatricopeptide repeat-containing protein At3g16610-like. Gene Ontology annotation, molecular function: RNA binding; protein binding. Bases 1 to 888 code for a protein of 295 amino acids. Gene Ontology annotation, biological process: RNA modification. NCBI's taxonomy places the organism in Eukaryota, Viridiplantae, Streptophyta, Magnoliopsida, Lamiales, Lamiaceae. The record is from RefSeq and is a predicted model, not a curated record. The transcript has 2 exons.
AUGGGACCUCGACGGGCUGAAGUUGUAGUAUCUGCUGGCGGGAAUAUCUAUUACUCUGCUCUCAAUGUUCAACCGCUCACUUCACAAAACUUCAUCUUUCGCAGCUCAAUUUCUCUCCCUAUUACCAUUCUGCCGGAAAAGCCAUUGAAUUCAAUCCUUGUAUUACGUGGAUUAAUCGGAAACCAAUCUUUAAUUGAUCACUUCAUCAACAACUGCUGCCAUCUGGGUUCCCCUGAUUUAGCUCUCCAGCCCUUCAGAAUCAUCCAAAAACCGAGCCUUUACCUGCAGAAUUUACUCAUCCGGAGCUUAUGCGACAAUGGCUUGUUUGAAGAUGUGAUUUUAGUGUACAAGAAAUGUAGAAAUUCUGGAUCUUCCUCGGAUAAAUACACUUUCCCUUUUGUGAUCAAAUCAUGCGCUGCUCUGCGCGAUGUUUGGUUCGGUAGUUUGAUGCAUUCCGUUACUUUGAAAAAUGGAUUUGGGGUCAAUCUGUUUGUGCAAACCGCGCUUCUUGAUUUCUACUUCAAAAUUGGGGAAAUUCGGGAUGCUCGUAAGGUGGUUGAUGAAAUUCCUCAACCAGACUUGAUUAUUUGGAAUGCGAUGAUUUCUGGGUAUUCUGUUAAUGGCUUUGAUUAUGAAGUGAUUAGGGUUUUCAGGGACAUGAUUAUUGCCGGUGUGAAGCCGAAUGCUAGCACGUUCGCAACUGUUUUUCCAGUCUGCUCACGAGUUGGAGCUGAUCGUGUUGGUGUCAGCCUUCAUGGAUUGGCCUACAAACUUGGCUGCAUAGAGGAGGAAUCUUUACUACCUGCUUUAAUCUCAAUGUAUGCUAAUUGUGGGGAUUUGUUGGCUUCUAGAGAUAUUUUUGAUGCUUCAACAAGAAAAGAUGAUUAG